CGGACAGACCGGGCACCGAGGGAAGGGCGCACGGUCAGGCCAUGCCCGGGGAGGCUGCCCGUGCCGAGCCGCUGCUGCCGGAGGCGGGCAGGCCCGGGCCCCGCACAGAGUCGUCCUGUGAUGUGGCCGCGGCCACCACCCCGAGGGGGGACCGGCUGGAGCACUGUGCCCUGACCCCCGGACCCAGCGCCCUGGCCCUGGAGUUUCUGCCCAGCAAGCCGGGCGCCCGGCCCCCGCCGGACGGAGCCAGCUGGGAUGCAGGGUCGGGCGGCAACCCCUCGGCGUGGGCGGUGCCCGCAGAAGGCAGCCCCAGCCCGGGCUCCCCCGAGGCCCAGCGCGCCGGGGGUCCUCCCCCAGCCACCCUGGAGCCCCGGAUCGUGAUGGGUGAGGAGACCCGCCAGGCGCCCCCGCCAUCCAGGGCAGCCCUGCCAGAGCUCAGGGACCGGGAGGGUGGGCACCCCAGCCUGGACCCACCCCCCGAGUUGUGUUCUCAGGGUGACCCUCCUGUGCCUUGCCCUGCCUCAGACCCUGACUCCUACUUCACACCGCCCUCCACCCCCACCGAGAGCGCCUCUGCCCUGCUCCUUGGCCCCGGGCCCCGCAGGGAGGCCCGGGACACCCCAGCCGAGCCAGGGGACUCGCCGCCUGCCUCACCCUCGGGCUCCUACAUCACGGCAGAUGGGGACAGCUGGGCCUCGUCCCCGUCCUGUUCCCUGAGCCUGCUGGCCCCGGCCGAAGGGCUGGACGUCCCCUCAGGCUGGGGCUUCUCCCCAGCGGGCUCCGUGGCCGACGAGCAGGAGUUGUCUCCCACGGGGCCCCCCGGCCCCCCGUCCCCAGAGUCCAGCGUCUCGGCCGACAGCAGCUCCUCCUGGGGCCAGGAGGGCCACUUCUUCGAGCUGGACUUCCUGGCCAACGACCCCAUGAUCCCCGCUGCCCUCCUGCCCUUCCGAGGCAGCCUCAUCGUCCAGGUGGAGGCCGUGGAGGUGACGCCGAGGGCCCCCGAGGACGAGGAAGAGCAGGAGGAGGAGGUCCCUGUCCCUGGAGGGGACCCAGCCGGGGAGGGCGAGGACGACAGCACGUUCGCGUCCUCCCUGCAGUCCCUGUCUGACCUCUCCAUCACCGAGGGCAUGGACGAGGCCUUCGCCUUCCGGGACGACACCUCGGCAGCCUCUUCCGACCCCGACUCGGCCUCCUACGCGGGCGCAGACGACGAGAGGCUGUACAGCGAGGAGCCCCACGCGCGGCCCGCUGCCCUGCACCAGGACAGUCCUGGCGAGCCCGCUCCCGCCGCCGCCGAGCAGGGGGCUGGCCGAGCCACCGAGCGCCAGGAGCCCGGCGCCCAGCCUGCCACAGGGGCCCCAGAACAUUCUGAGCCUGCCACAGAGGCCCCAGAAUGCCCAGAGCCUGCCACGGAGGCUCCGGAAUGCCCAGAGCCUGCCACGGAGGCCCCAGAAUACCCAGAGCCUGCCAUGGGGGCCUCAGAACAUUCUGAGCCUGCCACAGGAGCCCCAGAAUGCCCAGAGCCUGCCACGGAGGCUCUGGAACGCCCAGAGCCUGCCACGGAGGCCCCAGAACACCCAGAACCUGCCACGGAGGCCCCGGAACACCCAGAGCCUGCCACAGGGGCCCCGGAACCCCCAGAGCCUGCCACGGGGGCCCCGGAACGCCCAGAGCCUGCCACGGGGGCUCCGGAAUGCCCAGAGCCUGCCACAGAGGCUCUGGAAUGCCCAGAGCCUGCCACGGGGGUCACAGAACGCCCAGAGCCUGCCACGGGGGCCCCAGAACACCCAGAACCUGCCACGGAGGCCCCAGAACACCCAGAGCCUGCCACGGGGGCCCCAGAACGCCCAGAGCCUUCCAUGGGAGCCCCGGAAUGCCCAGAGCCUGCCACGGAGGCUCCAGAAUGCCCAGAGCCUGCCACGGGGGCCCCAGAAUGCCCAGAGCCUGCCACGGGGGUCACAGAAUGCCCAGAGCCUGCCACGGGGGCCUCAGAACAUUCUGAGCCUGCCACAAAGGCCCCGGAAUGCCCAGAGCCUGCCACGGAGGCCCCAAAAUGCCCCAAGCCUGCCACAAAAGCUCCAGAAUGCCCAGAGCCUGCCACAGGCCCCCCUAGGCCUUCCAUGGAGGCCACAGACCCACCCAAGCCUGCCUCCAUUGGAGAAGAAGUAGCUGAGGGCCUGUUGGCACCUGAGCAGGGAACCGGUCCCAGUGCCUGUGUGCAUGCUGGUGAUGGAGCCGAGCCCCACUUGCCCCUGAAGGAGGCCCCAGGGGGUGAGAAUCAAGGGGCUGGAGGCCUCGAGUCAGCACCCCAGGGUGCUAGGAAGGCUCCUGGGGAUAGUGGCCCAGAGGUACAUCCUGCUGCUCGCCCCGAGUUUGGCCACACAUGGCCCCAGAGCCCAGUGGAGGAGGGAAGAGCCAACUCUGAGCCCAGGUCCCCUGUUGCUGUGGCCUCAGAAGCUGGGCUGGGCUCCUGCUCCGAGUUUCCACCGAGGUUCGUGCCCAGGCCUGGCAGGGGCUGCCCCAAAGAGCCUGCCCCCACCUCUCCAGCACCCUCUCGGCAGCCAGAGCCCGUGCUGGGCCCAGGCAGUGGAGAGUGGGCACAAGUAGCACCUGGAAGCCCCAGCUCGUCCCCAGCACAAGCCCCCAAAAGCCCUGCCAGGGGCCUGCCCAGUGUGCCCCAAGACAGGCUCCUCGUCCCAGAGCCCUCUGCUCCUGGGGUCCCCACAGAGGCAGCUCCAUGCCCCAUGGCACCCCUCACCCCCUGCCCUUGCCAGGGCCCCAGGGAAGACUCAGAUGAGGGCAAGGAGUCCCCGGGCCCUCUGGGCCUCCAGCCGCCACGGGCAGGAGCCCAGCGGGCGGUGGCUGCCUUCUCAGGAACCAUGAAACCUCCUGGGGCCGGGCAUCGGGUCAGCCUCCCACCCCACUCCCCGAUCCUCAGCCCCAAGACGGCCCCCACGGGGGACACCCAUGCCAAAGACCAGGCCUGGCGGAUCUCGCCCCCCUGCCAAGUGCCUCCUGGCCCUCGAGGGCUCCCGGCCGCCGAGCAGCAAGAUGACCAGGACAGCCUGGAGGAAGACUCGCCGCCGAGGGCUCCAGGAUCCGGCCAGCACUCGGACAGCCACGGCGAGUCGUCCGCAGAGCUGGAGGAGCAGGACCUCUCAGGAGCGCAGACGGCACAGUGCCCGGCCCAGGCCCCGGCAGGUGGCAGCGGCGAGGAGACCGUGGCCAAAGCCAAGCAGAGUCGUAGUGAGAAGAAAGCCCGAAAGGCUAUGUCCAAGCUGGGCCUGCGGCAAAUCCAGGGGGUCACCCGGAUCACCAUCCAGAAGUCCAAGAACAUCCUGUUUGUCAUCGCCAAGCCCGACGUCUUCAAGAGCCCAGCCUCAGACACCUACGUGGUCUUCGGCGAGGCCAAGAUCGAGGACCUGUCCCAGCAAGUGCACAGAGCUGCUGCUGAGAAGUUCAAAGUGCCCACGGAGCCUUCCGCCCUGGUCCCUGAGUCCGCGCCCGGGCCGCUGGUGAGGCCCGAGUGCGAGGAGGAGGAAGAGGAGGAGGAGGAGGAGGAGGUGGAUGAGGCAGGGCUGGAGCUCCGGGACAUCGAGCUGGUGAUGGCGCAGGCCAACGUGUCGCGGGCCCGGGCAGUGCGGGCCCUGAGGGACAACCAGAGCGACAUCGUCAACGCCAUCAUGGAGCUCACCAUGUAGCCGCGGACCACCACCUGACCGCACAGCUCCGCCCCUGCCCCCGGCUCUGCUGCUCAAUAAACAGGUGUCUCCUCACGG
Leptonychotes weddellii (Weddell seal) is the source of this 3779-nucleotide messenger RNA. NCBI's taxonomy places the organism in Eukaryota, Metazoa, Chordata, Mammalia, Carnivora, Phocidae. The record is from RefSeq and is a predicted model, not a curated record.